Gossypium raimondii (Peruvian cotton) is the source of this 483-nucleotide messenger RNA. RefSeq lists its product as uncharacterized. The record is from RefSeq and is a predicted model, not a curated record. NCBI's taxonomy places the organism in Eukaryota, Viridiplantae, Streptophyta, Magnoliopsida, Malvales, Malvaceae. Gene Ontology annotation, molecular function: nucleic acid binding; RNA-DNA hybrid ribonuclease activity. Bases 1 to 483 code for a protein of 160 amino acids. The transcript has a single exon.
AUGGACCCUUUAAAGUACAUGAUAGAGUCGACUGCUUUAAAUGGAAGAACGGCCCGGUGGCAAAUUCUACUUUUCGAAUUUGAUAUAGUCUAUGUGAACCAGAAGGAAAUAAAAGGGAGUGCAAUAGAAGAUUUUCUAGCCAGUAGAGCUCUAAAAUAUUACGAGCCUCUAAACUUUGAUUUUUCAAAUGAAGAUCUGAUGUAUGUUACAACCAUUGAAGAAGGUACUCAAGAAAAACAUCAUUGGAAACUAAAUUUUGAUGGGGCUUCAAAUGCUAUGAGUAAUGGAAUCGGUACAAUCCUGGUAUCUCCAAAUGGAGAUCAUUAUCCCUUUACUAGUAAAUUGGAUUUUAAUUGCACGAAUAGUAUGGCAGAAUACGAAGCAUGCAUUAUGGGUAUUCGUGCAGCCAUAGAACGCAAGAUCAAAGUACUAGAGGUAUAUGGGGAUUCUGCACUAGUGAUCUAUCAACUCAAAGGUGAAUGA